AUGCAGUUAUUUGGCAAAGUAAACGUUUUUCUUCUCAUGGUAUAUGUCAUUGGUUUGACAAGUUCAACAAAGGAACUUGAUCGAUUAAAGUCAAUUGUCAAACAUUUAGAAACAAGACUUAACUUCGAAUUUACACUCAGAGACGAAGAUAUUGCUGAAAUAACAUUGCGACUGAAUGACAUCAAUAAAUUGUUAAAUGAAACCAUUGGAAAACAACAACCCAUUCCGUCAACGGCGACAAAAACUGGUGUGAUUGAUUUUGAAACAGUGGAUACAUUGGAAGAGGAUAUAACGAGACUCAGGGCUGCGUUCACCGAGGAAAAGUCUGAGGCUAAAAGGUUCCGACGGGAAAUUCCAAGGAUUGAAAACAAUCUUAUAUCCCUCAACAAAGAUGUUAAAAACUAUUGCAAAGUCGCUGUAAAUAAUACUGAUCAAUUAUUAAGCAGUUUUGAAACGGUCAAACAUGUGUCAGAACACGCUAUUAUAACGUCUGAAAAUGACCGAAAAGUGUUUCAAAAUAUGGCUAAAAAGGUUCAACAAAAUAGUAAACAAAUUGAAAACAUUGAAACUCUAAUAACUAAUUUAUAUUCGAAAAUGGAGUAUUUAUUUUAUCCUACCUCCUGUCGUUCUUUAACAGAUAUGGGCAAUGCAGGUAAUGGAGUAAAAAAAAUACGACAAGGUUUUGAAGUUUUCUGUGACCAAACUACAGACGGUGGUGGCUGGAUAGUAUUUCAAAGAAGACUGAAUGGAGAAACAGAUUUUUAUCGUACCUGGGCUGAGUAUAAACACGGCUUUGGUGAUCUAGAUGGUGAGUUCUGGCUUGGCAAUGAUCAUGUAAGUUUACUGACAUCAGAUGGAGUACACGAACUUCGAAUAGAGAUUGAAGAUUUUGAGGGAAACAGUGCAUAUGCUAAGUAUAGUAAGUUCAAGAUAUAUCCGGAAGAAAACAAUUACAAACUGGAGGUGAGCGGAUACAGUGGAACUGCUGGAGAUUCUCUUAAACGUCAUAAUGGAAUGAUGUUUACAAC
Ruditapes philippinarum (Manila clam) is the source of this 1028-nucleotide messenger RNA. Its product is annotated as fibrinogen C domain-containing protein 1-like. The record is from RefSeq and is a predicted model, not a curated record. NCBI's taxonomy places the organism in Eukaryota, Metazoa, Mollusca, Bivalvia, Venerida, Veneridae. The annotation marks the transcript as partial. The transcript has a single exon.